Physella acuta is the source of this 3717-nucleotide messenger RNA. RefSeq names its product phosphatidylinositol 4-kinase type 2-beta. Gene Ontology annotation, cellular component: lysosomal membrane; endosome; trans-Golgi network. Gene Ontology annotation, molecular function: 1-phosphatidylinositol 4-kinase activity. Gene Ontology annotation, biological process: phosphatidylinositol phosphate biosynthetic process; Golgi organization; endosome organization. Lineage: Eukaryota; Metazoa; Mollusca; Gastropoda; Physidae. The record is from RefSeq and is a predicted model, not a curated record.
AGAUAUGGCGAAUGUUGAGUGAGUCGAUUAUCCCACACAAUAAAAGUGAUGUGUCAAUUUUAUAAUAAACUUUUUAUCAAGCUUUUGUUAAUUUUUUAUGACAUUUAAAUUUAUCACGUACAAUAGAUCUAGCCAGACAAUAUAGAGGGUCUAAUUUUAAAUAAAUAUGAUGAAUAUUAGUUUAGAUGAAGUUGUUGAGCAACAACAUUUCACGUUCAAUGAAAUCGGGUCCAACAAUGAAAAUGUAAAUAACGCGACUGUGGUGAGUAGCAGCAGUGGAGGGAACCAAAUCAACGUCCCAGGGACGUCGUCUGAUUCUUAUCAGCUCGCUAGCGAAGUUCACGUUGCUUUCGCUCCUCAAAGUAGCAAUCACAGUAAUUUUAAACCAGAAACUCAUAGGACUCCGAGAUCUCCUACCAGGGGAAGUGGUCAAGGAUUCAAAGAAAAUUCACCACUUCUAGGACCCAGGUCUGAUUUUGAACACUCAACUGAAUGGAAUUCAUUUCCAGAGGAUCCUCAAUUUGAAGAAACAGUAUUGGCAGCUGAAUUAGCCAUUGAGGCCAAUGUCUUUCCAGAAAGAAUUUUUCAAGGUUCAAGUGGAAGCUAUUUUGUAAAAAAUGUAGAAGGGAAAAUAGUAGCAGUUUUUAAGCCAAAAGAUGAAGAACCCUAUGGUCAGCUCAACCCAAAGUGGACAAAGUGGAUGCAUAAACUUUGUUGUCCGUGUUGUUUUGGAAGGAGUUGUCUUGUUCCCAAUCAGGGUUAUCUGUCUGAAGCUGGGGCUAGCUUAGUGGACCAGAAGUUAGGUCUUAACGUUGUACCAAACACCAAGGUGGUCCGGUUAGCAAGUGAAACAUUUAACUACAGUGCAAUCGAUAGGGCCAAGGCAAGAACUAAGAGGAAUAUUUAUAACAAAGUGCCAAGGGUUGGAAAACAUUUCAACAGAAUUGGAUUACCACCAAAGACCGGGUCUUUCCAGUUAUUUGUGAAUGGCUAUAAAGACGCAGACUAUUGGUUGCGGAGAUUUGAUAAUGAAGCACUGCCAGAAUCUUCAGCAAAAAAGUUUCAGCAUUUAUUUGAACGUGUUGUUGUACUGGAUUAUAUAAUUCGUAACACAGAUAGAGGAAAUGACAAUUGGUUGAUAAAGUAUGAACCAGCCUCUGCCAAACCACAAAGUUCUGCUCAUAUUGAUGGUGAGGACUCUGAUUGGAGCAUGGUAGAGAACCCAGAAAUCUCUGUUGCUGCUAUUGAUAAUGGACUUGCUUUUCCCUUUAAACACCCAGAUGAAUGGAGAGCUUAUCCAUACCAUUGGGCGUGGCUUCCCCAAGCAAAAGUCCCAUUCUCUCAGGAAAUACAGGACCUUCUCUUGGCCCAGCUUUCAGAUAUGAAUUUUGUUCAAGAUCUUUGUGAUGACCUGUAUGAUUUAUUUAAAAAUGAUAAAGGAUUUGAUCGGCAUACUUUUGAAAGACAAAUGUCUGUAAUGAGAGGCCAGAUCCUGAACCUAACCCAGGCAUUAAAAGAUGGUAGAUCUCCUGUCCAGCUGGUACAGAUGCCUGUGGUCACUGUGGAGCGCAACAAGUCAGCGGUGGGCCGGACACGAGCAGAUAGUGAAGUCUUUACUCAGAGUUUCCAACAUAAAGCUCCUUUCUUCUCUUGGUGCUGAGAUUCUGCGUCUUGUAUCUGCUUUUUAAUGUUGAACCAAUGUAUCAUCUUUAAACUAGUUUCGUAAGAAAUUGAUGUGUAAGAUUAAGACACAAUUUCUUCAAAAGUGUAACUGGUUUAGUGAUAGUUUGUAAAGUGAAAGCAGGUACAAAGAGUUAAUGACAUGCUGGAAGUGUUAUGUACAUGACAAGGAUAUAUAUUUUAACUUAAUUUAUGAAGAACCUGCCAUGAUGAGUGAGACUGAAUGUCACCAGCCAGGACUGGGAAAACUUUUGUGUCUUUUUUUUGGUAUUUUUAUUCUGUUGCGCCCUACAGUUAUCUGUGAGCAAAUUUUGCUUGUAAACUAUUCAUCCACUCCUUUUGUUAAUGCAGUAAAUAGCUAGAUUCUCCUAGCAUACACAGACAUGUUAACUGCUUCAGUGUUGGAGUUCUUAUUCAAAAUGCUUUUGACGAGUGAAUGCAUUUAUUUUUAUUCUAAGACCGUUGAUUUUUUUUUCCAAUCUAGUAACAUUUUAAAAUUCAAGUAUUAUUUGAAAUUUUAAGUCAUCAUUUAUAAGUUUAGCAUGUAAUUUGAUAUUCUGUAAAUUUUUAUCACAACCUUUCAAUUGUCCCUUUCAAUCAAUAUUUUAGAAUCUAAGUAUGAAGUUAAUGUCACAAAAAUAUUACCUCUUAUCAAUGUUUUUCAUGUAAUGAAUGGUUGGGAUUAGGUGGCUAUAAUCAGAUAUCUUAAACAAUAAUGGUGAUUGUGAUCCUAGCUGAUAAUGUUCUCAUGAUCUAUUUACAAAAAAAAAACUAUUUGGUUUUUUAUUCAAUUUCCCUAACAUCAGUGUUUAUAAUUUCUUGUAAUUUUAAAAACUAUAUAAAAUAGAUUAUAUAAACACCAAUACUAGCACAGUUUUGCUAAAAAAAAUUUAUUUAUACACAAUAAGGACUCUAUGAUUCAUACUUACAGUAUCCAUGAAAUGAGUACCAUAUGUACAGUAAUUUGAGUAAUUUAGUUACAUACAACUUAUUUUGAUAGGCUUGUUACCUCUGACUAGUGAUAGAAAAAAAAAUAAGCAACCACUUCCUAGCCUUAGAAAUCCACAUUUUCCAUCAAGGCUAGGCAUCUGUCCAUCAUUGAAACUUGAUAACCAUGUUUGUUAAAAGAUGUAUAUUAAAUAUGUUGGAGUUUGUGUUACAACUCUUUACUGGUGAUUUCUGGUCUUUUUAUUGUCAUUCAAAUUGUGAUAUAAAAUUGUAUCAACAAUGUAGCUUUCCUUAUUUUGUUGGUUUUUUCUGUUCUGUAACUGUUGAGAAACUUGUGGACCAAUUAUCAUUGAAUUGAUCUGAAACUUGGUUAGUUUUUGUACUUUCAUGUUGAGUGUACAUUCAUCAGCAACUGCUUCAUUGGGGUAAAGUGACCAUGCAGUACCUGCCUACACAUAAUGACAUACCAGAUGCCUCUGUAGGCCUAAUAGAAAAACAUUUAUUUAUACAAGCUGUGCUCUUUAUCUGAAACCUUAAGCAUUAUAAGUAAGUCAGCCUUUAUUGUCAAUGCUGGUGAAGCUUCUUAUCAUGAACAUCCCUUACUUUAUUGGACAUUUUAAAAAAUAUGUCUAGUUCUGUUUGGCUUACUAAUAGUUCUAUACCUUGGCCGAGAUGUUUCAGUCUACCGAAGGUAACUUCUGAUUUGCUGAUAGUUUUAUUUUACAAAUUGUGUUCCAUGUUGUGCUUCUAAUAGUUACUGUAAUUAAUUAAUUCAAUUCUUGUGUACAUAUUCAUUAUUGUGCCUUUACAAAAAUGUCCAGAACCUAGUACUAAACUUUCUUUCCGCACGAAAAUCAAAUUCAGUUCAUUUCACACAAAAAUUUUAGCUACAGCCUUUGUGCUUCAGGUGAUAGGAAAAUACUUUUUUAACAGCUAUGUCCACAUGGCACCCAUCAUAUUUUUGUUUCAAGUUGUGUGUGCAUUCUCAUUGAUUCAGCACUGUAAAUUAUGCAUUAAAGAAGUGACAAUUUCAUUCCACAUGUUACAAGCAGGUGUCCACUUAAUAAAGAAUUUUUACUCAUUUCACUA